Messenger RNA from Amphibalanus amphitrite, 1253 nucleotides. It is a transcript of the gene vnc, whose product is annotated as N-alpha-acetyltransferase daf-31-like. Gene Ontology annotation, molecular function: protein-N-terminal-glutamate acetyltransferase activity; protein N-terminal-serine acetyltransferase activity. The coding region runs from base 258 to 812 and encodes 184 amino acids. Gene Ontology annotation, cellular component: NatA complex. NCBI's taxonomy places the organism in Eukaryota, Metazoa, Arthropoda, Thecostraca, Balanomorpha, Balanidae. The transcript is spliced from 4 exons. Gene Ontology annotation, biological process: N-terminal peptidyl-glutamic acid acetylation. The record is from RefSeq and is a predicted model, not a curated record.
UCAUGCUCAUUGUUACAGGAAAAGCUAAAAGCAGCAGGAGUCCUUACACAACAUUGCAAUCUUAUUUGACUGAUAGCUUCAGGGGGAUGGCACUACUUCACUCCACCAUGGGUUGAGUACUGAAUAAUACUGAUGUCAUUGGUUUUGAUCCCGGUGAUGUUAGUGCUGUGUUCAUUCUGGAAUUUCUUGCACUUGUUCCAGAAUGUAGUGUUGUUCAAGAAUUAGUACAUGUACAGGACACCUAUGCAACUACCACGAUGAAUGUCCGCCCUGCUACGCCAGAUGACCUGAUGAACAUGCAGCACUGCAACCUGCUGUGUCUGCCGGAGAAUUACCUCAUGAAGUACUACUUCUACCAUGCGCUGUCGUGGCCGCAGCUCAGCUACGUGGCCGAGGAUGAGAGAGGCAAUAUUGUGGGGUACGUGCUGGCCAAGAUGGAGGAGGAGACGGAGGACGAUGACGACCGGCACGGCCACAUCACCUCGCUGGCCGUCAAACGCUCGCACCGCCGGCUCGGCCUGGCGCAGAAACUCAUGAACCAGACGGCGCGCGCUAUGGUCGAGGUGUUCAACGCCAAAUAUGUCAGUCUGCACGUGAGGAAAAGCAACCGCGCUGCGCUGAAUCUCUACAACAACACGCUAAAAUUUAGCACAUCUGACAUCGAGCCGAAAUAUUACGCGGACGGCGAGGACGCGUACGCGAUGAGGCGAGACUUGGUCGAGUUCGCUCGCCAGAACGAUAUCGCGCCCGCCAACCCGGAGACUUUCUUCAAGAGCUCAUCGGACCGGCGCCGGCACGAGGAGAAGGAAUAGCGUACCGCGCCCUCUGCUCUCGGGUGGCGGGGAUCGCUCAGCGGCUGUCGGCAGUGUCUGGGGCAUCAGGUUGUACCUUCUGGAGUGUCCCGUGAAUGUGGCAUUUUUUAUCGGAUGGAAUGAGUCUGUGCAAUGAUUUCGACCUAGCCAGAACCGUUGUCGUUUAUCGCGGCGUGGCUCGGCGUUCCCCUGAUUUCUGCAGAAUCUGGUCAACUAGCACGUCCAUACAGUUCACGCCACACUGCACAUUGUCACUACCAAACUGAGGUUUGCGCCCGAUAUAAAUCGUUUUUCGUCUGUCGUGUCUCUACCGAGACGAGCAUCUCUCUAACGUCGCUCGGAGAUUGAGAGUCGGACCACCCCAGCAAUGGACUUUGUUUUGGACACGCUGUGCUUUCGUGUUUGUUGUGUCAUGUGUGCUAAUAUAUGACCGAAUUUACG